AGUAAGUCCUCCAAACUGUAACAAUUCCUCCAAACGUUAAGCUGGAGAAGAGUGAGACAGUAUGAAUGUCUGUUCUGCCAUCAGUCGCUGUUUCUUUGAGUACUGGACUCCUGAAAUCCUGGUGAUCAGGAGUAAGAAGGUUGGAGCUGUGAACCGCCUGUGCCAGUUCAUCGUUUUAGUUUACAUCGCCGGGUAUGUGUGUUAUCUGAAGAAAGGCUACCAGGACACCGACUCGGUCAUCAGUUCAGUAACUACCAAGGUGAAAGGCCUGGCACUGACCAAUGUGACGGGCCUGGGACUGCGGCUCUGGGAUGAGGCCGACUACAUUGUGCCUCCACAGGAGGAAAACUCAUUUUUCGUGAUGACCAAUCUAAUCAUCACACCGGACCAAACACAGGCACGAUGUGCUGGGAAUCCUGGACCAGAAACUUCAUGUGUCACAGAUCAAGACUGCAAGAAAGGAUUUCAUGACAUUCAGCAAAGAGGUGUGCUGACAGGCAGGUGUGUAAACUUUUCUGAGACGGAGAAGACAUGUGAGGUGUUCGCCUGGUGUCCUCUGGAGAAGGAAAAUGAGCCUCCAAAACCUCCAAUACUAGCAGAAGCAGAAAACUUUACAGUUCUGGUAAAGAACAGCAUUCGAUUCCCCAAAUUCAACUUCAACAAACGGAACAUCCUGCUUUUUGUAAACAGCACAUACUUGUCACAGUGCAUAUUUAAUCGUGCAACGGAUCCCUACUGCCCAAUCUUCAGACUCGGAGACAUCGUAUCUGAGGCUGAUGAGGAUUUCCAGACCAUGGCGGUUCAUGGUGGAGUGAUUGCAAUUCAGAUCCGGUGGAAUUGUAAUCUGGAUCUGGACGAGCGUUGGUGCGUUCCGCAGUACGUCUUCCGCAGAUUAGAUAACAAGGAUCCGGACAACAAUGUCGCACCAGGAUAUAAUUUCAGAUUUGCUAAAUACUACAAAAACUCUAAAGGUAUAGAGAGCAGGAUGUUGAUCAAAGGCUACGGCAUCCGCUUUGAUGUUAUGGUGUUUGGAAAUGCAGGAAAAUUUCACAUUAUCCCAACACUGCUCAACAUUGGGGCUGGUCUGGCAUUGCUUGGUCUGGUGACUGUGGUGUGUGACUGCAUUACCCUGGGCUGCAUGGAAAAAAGGAACAAAUACAAAGAAGAGAAAUUCACAUAUGUGGAAGACUAUGAGCCUUUAACCAACGGUCAGAUAGCAGUAAAUGUCCCAUAGAAGCAACACCCAUCAUGAAGUGAAGACGUGCUGAUUACUCACUACAAAUGUUGAUUUUAUUACCAUCUUGUUGACUGCACUGAACUUUUGCUACUAUUUAAACAAGGCAUUGAAAUAAUUGUAAAAUGUUGACCUGGUGUUAUUGUUCAUUUUUAUUUAUUCGUGUUUUCUGGAGGACACUAUAGCCGUUUAUGGCUGGAAGUCUAAGAGUGUGUACUGUAUUUGGCUCUGCUGUCUGGGUUGGAGGGGUUGAAUUCCUGUUAUCCACACUAUAUGACCAACACUUCUAAGUGACUGUAGAUGUUUCAGCCACACUGAUUUCUAACAGGUUUAUAAUAUCAAAUGAAUAAAAUACAUUUAUUCUUGCCACUCUGUCAGUCAGGUGAGAUUUACAGUACAUCACUGUGGGCAUAGAAGUUGCCCUGCAGGAAGCUCUAAUAAUUUGGUUACAGAGAAGACAUGUCUCUUAAAAGUGUCUAAAAACUUUUGAUAUUAACAGUAGACAUUAUAUGGCCAAAGGCACGUAUCAUCAACGCUCAUCAACGCUUUCUUAUCUUUUACACCACUAUAGUUAGAUGUAAUGGGGUCUACAGUGCCAUCCAGUGUUUAAAAUUCAUAAUUAAAAACAUUACCAUUAUUGAUCCAAAUUUAUAGAAAUGAUAAAUGGUAACACAAUAUAUGUAAAAGUGAUAUGAAAAAGGAGUUUAUGGUUUUAUUUUAUUGCAGACAGUAUUUCAUGUUUUGUCUGGUCAACAAAAUUUUAUUUGUUAAUGAACAUCAAUUGCUGCAUUUUAGGCCAGCAACACAUUCUAAAAAACGUUUUGGCACUGAGGAUACCAGUCAAUGAAGUGUUUUUUUGUCCCAUUCCAUUCUUUCAUUUUUCGUAGUAUAAUUCUCCACACAUUCUCUAUUGGGGACAGGUCAGGACCGCAGGCAGGCCAGUCUAGUACCGAUACCCUCUACUAUUUGCUUUUUGCAGCCAAGCUUUCGGAAUGUGUGCAGCAUAUAGUUUUGCAUUACCUCGUCACAGAAGUUUAAAUUCUCUUUACCAGGGGCACUAACACAAGUCCAUACCAUGACAAAAUAUAUAUAGCUUUGGACUUGUUGCCCAUUACAGUCUGGGCAGUCUUCUUGUCUUUGGUCCAGAGCACAUAGCAUCCAUUUCUUCCAAAAGGAUCUAAAAUACUAAUUUGAUUGAGAACAAUACACAUUUUUACUGUGUGGUGGUCCACCCCAGAUGCCUCUGAGCUCAGAGAAGUCGACGGCGCUUCUGGACAUGGUUAACAUAAGGCUUGUUUUUUGCACAGUAAAGUUUUAAGUGGUAUUCGUGCAUGUAACUCUGUAUUGUAGUGCUUAAUAAAGGUUUGCCAAAGUAA
Molecule: messenger RNA, 2610 nt
Organism: Trichomycterus rosablanca
Lineage: Eukaryota; Metazoa; Chordata; Actinopteri; Siluriformes; Trichomycteridae
Gene: p2rx4a
Product: purinergic receptor P2X, ligand-gated ion channel, 4a
Exons: 12
Coding region: 62-1234 (390 amino acids)
Biological process (GO): response to ATP; calcium ion transmembrane transport
Cellular component (GO): plasma membrane; nuclear inner membrane
Molecular function (GO): purinergic nucleotide receptor activity; extracellularly ATP-gated monoatomic cation channel activity
Source: RefSeq, a predicted model, not a curated record